This is a messenger RNA of Fomitopsis serialis, 1971 nucleotides long. RefSeq names its product nuclear protein. Gene Ontology annotation, cellular component: post-mRNA release spliceosomal complex. Gene Ontology annotation, biological process: mRNA splicing, via spliceosome. The transcript has 14 exons. Bases 1 to 1971 code for a protein of 656 amino acids. The record is from RefSeq and is a predicted model, not a curated record. Gene Ontology annotation, molecular function: RNA lariat debranching enzyme activator activity; zinc ion binding; nucleic acid binding. NCBI's taxonomy places the organism in Eukaryota, Fungi, Basidiomycota, Agaricomycetes, Polyporales, Fomitopsidaceae.
AUGUCGCACGCUGAUGGUGAGAGCAAGGAGAAGGGUCUAUUAGGAUCGCCAGCAGGUUCGAUACGCGAGCUCUUCACCAAAGUGAAGGCCCUGGACGCGAAGCACGGCAAGUUUGACCUGCUGCUCUGCGUGGGCGACUUCUUCGGUCCUCCGAAGGACGAGGGUGAAGCAUACGGGGAUGAUGAUGAGGUGGUCUUGCUUCUGGAGGGAAAACUGGAAGUCCCCGUCGAGUGCUAUAUCAUGCAAGGCGAACACCCGCUGCCUGCACCUGUGAUUGAGAAGUUCGCAAAGACUGGAAGCACACUUACACAUGGCGUAAACCUACUUCACAAGUCGGGAGUGAUUAUGACGCCAAAAGGGCUGCGCAUUGCCUGCCUCGGGGGCAUAUGCGACUCGAACCUAUACACUGCGUCCGAAGCAGCACAUGGGUUCAUGUCGCCGUACUUCAUGUCACAAACGGUAGAGAGGCUACUUUCCAACACACUCACCACCUCAAAACCUGGUAGCCAACAGAACUACACCUCUCUCGCAGCUAUCAAGGCCAACGCGGCGACCUCGCAACUCGUCGAUAUCUUCAUCAGCAAUGCGUGGCCGUCAUCCGUCACCCAUGCUUCCAACGCCCCUCUUCCUGACCCCGCGCUUUCGUCCAUCGGCAUCGAUCCUGUCGCUGAGAUCGUACGGAGGACAAAACCCCGCUACCACUUCGCGGCUGGCGGAGGUAGCCCGCCGAAGUUCUGGGAGCGUGAACCCUUCGUGUGGGGCGAGGACAACGGACGUAUCUCGCGCUUCGUGAGUCUGGGCGCGUUCGGAGGUCCGCCUACGGAGGGCAAGAAGCAGCGGUGGUUCUAUGCAUUCAGUAUAGCGCCUGUCAGCCCGGAUAGUCCACCGCUGCCGCGACCAGCAAAUGCUACACAGAAUCCGUUUACGGAAGAGACCGCCCGGCCACCUAAGCGACCGCUCGAGUCGGACGAAGGGGCGAACUACCGAUGGGGAGACGUCAAGAAGCCAGGAAAGCGGAGCCGUACCGAUGGAGAGCCGGGGAAACCUCCGACGGGCUACAAAUGCAAGAUCUCAUUUUAUAUCAGACUGCCCGGACCGAGCAAAGCCAAAAGACGGCUACAUCUGCAAAUUUGCAACGAGUCGGGCCACUUCGUGCGAGACUGCCCCGUCAAGAACGCCGUUGGCGAUACUGGUGGACGUAAGCCCAAGGAAGGCUAUGUCUGCAGGGCCUGUGGCAGCGAAAAUCAUUACAUCCAAGAUUGCCCUGAGGCGAACCAACCUAGUGGUGGUCGGGGUGGCGGUCGUGGACGAGGGCCUCCGAAAGAGAUCGCCCCCGACGAAUGUUGGUUCUGCUUGUCGAACCCGAAUCUCGCGAAGCAUCUCAUUGUCUCGAUUGGCACGGAGUGCUACGGUACCUGGAGGCGGCACGUCCUCAUCGUGCCGAUCACCCACUAUCCAACAUACUCCUCGAUACCUCCUGACCUUGCACCUCCCAUCGUGAGGGAAACAGAUCGGUAUAAAGACGCAUUACGCGCAUUUUAUGCUAAACACAGCGCCGCAGUCGUGUCCUUUGAGGUCGGCCGGCUCACCGCCAAAGGUGGCCACGCCCAUGUGCAGGUCGUGCCUGUCCCGAACAAGGUCAAAGAGAAAGUCGAGACGACGUUCGUCGACGAGGGCCGCCGGCACGGCAUUGAGUUCGAGGCGGACGCGGAGGAGGCGCUCCGGAGCUGCGAGGGCGGGCGCGGGAGUUACUUCCGCGUCGACCUGCCUGAUGGGCGGAAGAUGGUGCAUCUGCUCAGGGAUAAUGUGCCGUUCAGCGUGCAGUUUGGAAGACAAGUGCUGGUCUCCCUAUUGGGCAUGCAAGAACGGUUCGACUGGAAGACAUGCUUGCAGUCGGAAGAGCAAGACAAAGCGGAUGCUGAAGCGUUCAAGAAGGCCUUUGGUCCAUUUGACCCUUCAUUUGAUGCAUAG